Molecule: messenger RNA, 479 nt
Organism: Linum tenue
Lineage: Eukaryota; Viridiplantae; Streptophyta; Magnoliopsida; Malpighiales; Linaceae
Source: the annotation of a GenBank genome assembly
AUUUUAUUAAUAAGAAAAAAGGGUUCAAAUCUGUACAAAGAGAUCAGGAGGGAUGAUCCCACAAGAAGGUUCGAACACCCCAAAAAGAAAGCAAGGGAAUAUAAAUAGAAAACUCAGAUUCCACCGGCCACACAGGCAAACAUCUGCUGAAUGAAAAUAUUUUGCACAGCACAAGACAGCAUAGAGCAGCUCCCUCUGCUCGAAUGUGAUUCAAGAACCAGCACCAUCCUUGUUCAUUGUAUCUGUCUAAUGCGUUCCCGAACCCAGCCAGAUACACCAGCAAACAGCGUGGAAAGCACAGUAAACAAACCAGCCUUCCAUACUGUCAGGGAUGUCAGUUGGCCAGUUCUUCAGGAUGAUGUCGAGAUCGUUGCCUGAAGGGAAAACCGACUGCCUGCAACUUCUCCUGAUGAUGCUCCAGACUUGCUUUGUGUAGAUACAAUCAACGAGCAUAUGGGCAUUCGUUUCUUCAUUCGUGU